CCAGAGAAGCACUGCUGUGAUUGGUUGUUUUUGCUGCCAGUCAAGAAAUUACGCUUCGUGAUUGGUCAGCACCCGGCCGACAGCACCAGUAUUUCCUGUUUGAUACUGUUAAACUGUUUAUUCACAAAUUUUAAACUGAGUUGGAAAGAAUGGAAGAAGAGAUGGAAAUCUUAAGGGAAUAUUUUAACGAAGGAUAUACAUACGAUGUUAUCCUCGACAUGCUUUCAACCCAUCACGACAUCAACAUGUCCCUUAGAAACCUGAAAGCGCGGUUGAAAGAGUUAGGACUGAGGAGACGGGGUGACUACUCGUCUAUAAGUGAAGUCAGGAGGGCCAUCUUCUCAGAGCUGCGGGGACCUGGACAAAUGUUUGGCUAUCGAACUAUGUGGCUGACAUUAAAGCAGAAACAUGGACUCCAUGUUAAAAGGGAGACGGUAAUGAGAAUGCUUCGUGAACUGAACCCACUCGGAACAUUGUCGCGGACACGCCGUAGGUUUGUCAGACGCACGUACCACUCUAUGGGUCCAAAUUAUGUGUGGCACGUAGAUGGAUAUGACAAAUUGAAACCGUUUGGCAUUGGGAUAUCUGGCUGUAUAGACGGGUUCUCCCGCAAAAUCAUGUGGCUCAAAUGUGGACCAACAAACAAGAACCCAGAAGUGAUAAAAAACUACUUUAUUGACUGUAUCAGAAAUGUUGGCGUUAUUCCCAUGAGACUGCGCACAGACUGUGGAACAGAGAAUGGGUUAAUGGCCUCUGCCCAGUGCACUCUUCGUCACGACCACAGUGAUUACUACGCUGGUGACAAAAGCCACAUGUUUGGGUCUUCUAUGAGCAACCAGCGGAUCGAGUCCUGGUGGUCAAUAUUCAGAAAACAAAGGACUCAGUUCUGGAUGGGUCUAUUUGCUGAUCUAAGAGACCACGGACACUUCAAUGGCACCCAUGAGCACCAGUGCCUUCUAAGGUUCUGUUUCAUGACAGUUCUUCAGGCAGACCUGGUUGAAUGUGUUCACCUUUGGAACAGGCACAGAAUCCGGCCCUCCAGACUUGCCUCUUGUCCGGGUGGAAUUCCUAAUGAGCUGUAUUCACUACCUCACAGGUUUGGGUCACGGGACUGUGGCUUUGCUCUGGAUGAAGCAUCAACCCACAUUUUUCAAGACGGGCAUCAGACAGAAGAUCCAUGUGGUGAUCCGGACAUCAAUGACUAUUUUCAGCAGGCAAUGCAACAAUAUGGACUUCAACAUCCAGAUACCUGGCAAGCAGCAUCCCAGCUGUUGAUUACACUGAAGGGAAUAGCUGGGCUGUGAAUGGGACAGUACCUUCAGUUGGGCAGCCGUGAGCCUUAACAGAGUUGGCACAAGACAUUUGAGGAUUUGGGAAACAGUGAUUUAUUUGCAUUUAAGAAAAUAAACGUUUAUUCUUGUGAAAACGCU
Gymnodraco acuticeps is the source of this 1430-nucleotide messenger RNA. RefSeq lists its product as uncharacterized. The transcript has 3 exons. The record is from RefSeq and is a predicted model, not a curated record. Lineage: Eukaryota; Metazoa; Chordata; Actinopteri; Perciformes; Bathydraconidae. Bases 150 to 1304 code for a protein of 384 amino acids.